This is a messenger RNA of Cherax quadricarinatus, 1355 nucleotides long. RefSeq lists its product as uncharacterized. The record is from RefSeq and is a predicted model, not a curated record. Lineage: Eukaryota; Metazoa; Arthropoda; Malacostraca; Decapoda; Parastacidae. Gene Ontology annotation, molecular function: protein binding.
CCGUGCACCGCCUCGCUUCCUCAACGCGAUACCCCUUCGACUUCUGCCGGUCUAGUACUGGCUUACCCCCCCCCCCCACUCAACCACCCACGAUCCACCAGAAUUACUCUGCCGCCCACAGCUUAUCACUACUCAAAAAAUAAUUCGCCCUCUCUUACUCCAAGCUGUGAAACCAACUUAUAUAGGUGCAGACGAAACUAUAUAUCACGAGAUGAUUCAACUAGUGUUGUUGAGGACGAUGAUCCAGCUGCUGCUGUUGUGUUGUUGCUGCUGCUGUGUUUCUGGUGCGGUUCCGUGCACGGGCACGGACGAGAUCCUCUGUGCCCACCACGACAAGUGCAUCAAACUACGAUUCGUGUGUGACAAAGACCGAGACUGUAGCGACCACUCCGACGAGGAUCAAGACCUUUGCGCGGCGUGGCGGAACGACUGCCUGCGCGGGGAGGUGCGGUGCCGGCGAGGUGAGGUAACUACCUGCAUCAGCGUCCCAGACUACUGCACCUCACAUGACCCUCCCUGUGAAGGUGACCUUGACCUGCGUCUCUGUCAGAUGCUGCACGACAAGAAGUUACAGCCUCUAAACAGCGUCGUACUCAAAGACUUCGGUCGUAAACAGACCAACCUGGAGAUGAGUGAGGAACAGGAGGAGCAGUUCCAGCAAGUGAUGAACCUGACGAUACAACACCCAGAGUGUCCGUUACUCUACACAUUGGUCGGCACCCACUGUCUCUCUCUCUUCUUCCCAGGAACUGUGGGCUGGGGUGAGGCUCGAGCCUUCUGCAGGCUCCUGGAUGGCGACCUCGUCACCUUAGAGGAUCUCACUAGCUACUACGAUCUCCUCCGUCACCUGCGACGAGCAGGGAUGACAACAGACUUCUGGGUUGGAGGCCGUUAUCUUAGCACCAGCGAUGGCUGGACAUGGCUAGGCAACACUCCCAUGGAUCUAGGGUCCCCUUACUGGGCCCUCAGGCACGGGACUACCUGCCAGAGUCGCAACGUUAGCUUCCUGGAGACGGGCGAGCCUCGUCCAGCUAACCCUGGCACCUGUUACCACUACCAGCAGGCACCCCACCAGGACCCCAGCGGCUGGUGCGCCGCCCUCACUUACCAACACUACUACUACAUCACAGACGAGGACUGCCUCUUGAAGAAGUCUCCCCUCUGUAUCUACACUAACGCCCAAGACCUCUCAGAGCACUUACUGCCAUAACCUAUUCCUCUUUAAGUAACCAGUGCAGUACACCAGCAUCUUAUGCAUCAUAAUGUUGCAUUAUCUAAAAGCUUUUUGUCAUAAAAUUUGCUAAUUUAGGGCAGUGGUAGUAUAGUAUUCUAAAUUAAAGCUAAUGAAAUAUGUA